AUGGCAAGCCGCUGGCCUCGAAAUAGGUCGCAAGACAGCGUUCAAGCUGCGUUUCUACUCUUCUCUUUGGAAGCUUGGCGGAAUGGACCGCAUGCUACGGGAACAUCUGGAGACAGUGCAUAUAUCAGUGCAGUUGGCAGCAGAUCUUACAUGAUGGCAGUCGGCCUACAGCGCGCCGCUGAUUGUGGAGCCAUCUCGCCUGGGGAAGCUCCUUACAACUAUGCCGAGAAUAUGCCCCAAGAUGGCUGCCGAGCGCUGUUGUCAUAUUGGAUCAAUUUGUACAAGACUGAUGCUAGAAAAGGCUCGAAUACCACCGCUACUUGGACGAACAUACCCUCAGGCGGUAGCCGCAUGCAUCUUGGAAUCAUACCCUUCAAUGGUAAGAAUGGCGAUGUGUCCAUCAGCAUCGCUCGUGGAUCCACUACUGCUGCAGCCAACUAG
Messenger RNA from Ramularia collo-cygni, 441 nucleotides. RefSeq lists its product as uncharacterized. The record is from RefSeq and is a predicted model, not a curated record. NCBI's taxonomy places the organism in Eukaryota, Fungi, Ascomycota, Dothideomycetes, Mycosphaerellales, Mycosphaerellaceae. Bases 1 to 441 code for a protein of 146 amino acids. The transcript has a single exon.